Cynara cardunculus var. scolymus (artichoke) is the source of this 1104-nucleotide messenger RNA. RefSeq names its product GDSL esterase/lipase At5g55050-like. Bases 1 to 1104 code for a protein of 367 amino acids. The record is from RefSeq and is a predicted model, not a curated record. Gene Ontology annotation, molecular function: hydrolase activity, acting on ester bonds. Lineage: Eukaryota; Viridiplantae; Streptophyta; Magnoliopsida; Asterales; Asteraceae. The transcript has 5 exons.
AUGCCUGCACCUGCAGGUGCUACUUCCGUCCACGGUCUUACGGCAUUCUUGGUGUUUUCUGGGCUAAUAAGACUUGGUGUGUGUCAACCUCAUCAGGCUGCACCAGCAGUUUACAUGAUCGGGGACUCGUUAGUCGAUGUCGGAAAUAAUAAUUACUUGCCCCUUUCAAUCGCCAAGGCUAAUUUCCCUCACAACGGCGUUGAUUAUCCUGCCGGAAAACCCACCGGAAGAUUCAGUAACGGCCAGAAUGCUGCUGACUUUCUUGCGAAAAAGAUGGGAUUACCGACAUCACCACCGUUUCUGUCGUUGACCGGCGGUGCCACACCACCGAUCACCGGAGUCAGUUUCGCGUCUGGAGGUGCCGGCAUCCUUAACGGAACUGGCGAACUACUCGUUAAACAAUCAAUUCCACUGGCCCAACAAGUAGACUAUUUCGCUUUGGUUCGUGACCAAUUGGUCCAACAGUUAGGACCAGCUGCCGCACAAACGCACCUAUCAAAAUCCCUUUUCGCAAUCGUUAUCGGAAGCAACGAUCUAUUCGCAUAUUUCACUAUCGGUUCCAUCGUAUCUAAUCAAUUCAACCCACAACAAUAUGUCGAUCUUAUGACGUCCACCUUCAGAAACUUGCUUAAGACGUUGUAUGGAAUGGGUGCACGAAAAGUGAUGGUGGCCGGAGUCGGGGAGAUCGGAUGUUGCCCGGUGCAAAGAAAGUUGAACAAAACCGGUGAAUGCAAUGUCGAACUAAAUUAUUGGUCUGCCAAGUACAACGAUGGCCUAAAGAUCAUGUUGGAAAGUUUGAAGUCCGAUUCACCGGGAAUGAACUACGCUUAUUUUGAUACAUAUGGUGCCAUGGCCAACCUCUUCCAGAAACCCGACACUUAUGGGUUCAUGGAGAUAAAAGAAGCUUGUUGUGGUCUUGGCAACCUAAACGCAGACGUGCCAUGCAUUCCGAUAUCGAGGUUUUGCUCGAACAGAAAAAAAUAUGUUUUCUGGGAUCUUUACCAUCCGACAGAAGCAGUUUCGAGCAUGUUUUCAGACCUUUUAUACAGUGGAUCACAAGAAUAUACGUUUCCCAUGAACGUGAAGCAACUUCUUGACAUUUAA